AUGUUUCCUUCAAUUAACAACUAUGAUCCCUUUCCGUCCAUCAAUCAGACCAUGCUUGGUACAAACAGUAAAAACCCUAGCUCUUCACCAGAACAUCAUCAUCCCUACCCAUUUCUGCACUUCUCUGAACCCUUUCUUGCUGAUGAUGAUGAGUUGCAUACGAUCCAACUUGUACCACAGCAAGAAAUCAUUUCUUCCAGUUUUAAUCUGGCCGCUCAGACUGAGAUUGCAACGGCAACCCCGAUGCAAGCAACAAAAAGAAGCUCAAGGAAGAAGAAAAGUGUGAGCAGUGAGAACAAUAGUAAAAAGCAGGCGAUUCCCCGAGAGAGAGCUGGAAAGAAGGAUAGGCACAGCAAGAUCCACACGGCUCAAGGCCCCAGAGAUCGCCGGAUGAGGCUGUCCCUUCAAAUCGCUCGUAAAUUUUUUGAUCUUCAAGACAUGUUAGGUUUUGAUAAACCAAGCAAAACCAUCGAGUGGCUAUUCUUCAAAUCCAAGGCCGCAAUCCAGGAACUCACUGAGAGUUUUCCAGGUUUCAAGCAAACCGAUAGUGGUGGUGGAAAGAGUAUUUCGCCUACUUCCGAUAGCGAAGUUGUCUCUGGAGGAGCUCUGGUUAUCAGAGAUUCUUUGAUGGGCACUUCCAACGAGGCAAAGAACAAGAAUUCAGAAAAAGCUCAGGAAUCCAGGAAGAAGGCAAGGGCAAGGGCAAGGGAAAGAACAAUUGAGAAGAUCAAAGGAUCAAAACAUUGCUCUGACGAAGUAAACCCUAAAGAUUUGAAACCAUUAGGGUCGUCUACUGCCCUUCAGACUGUUCAAAAGUUAGUUCCUUGUAGCCAAGAAAUCAAUUCCUCUCUUAAGGUAGUUGCUGAAGAAGAAUGCGGUACUAUUCGCUUGCAAGAACAAGAUAUGGACUCUGUCAGCAUCAUUGAGAAAUUUCUGGGAAUUACACCAGGAUCAUCAUCCACCUUCAGUAACUCACACAACACUAUAGAAUUAAGUGCCGAAAAUUUUCAUCAAAAGAAUGCAGUUUUCACAAGAAAUUGGGACAAAAUCAACAACGAUGCUUUUCAGUAUGCUUACUGUACAAUGACAAACAUGAAGGAAUUAACAGGUAAUCUCCAAGGACAAGACCCCUGUGCAAUCUACAUGUUCAACAAGAAUGACCAAGCUAAAAGAUAUAGCUCAAAUUUCACGACCAGCAAAAAUGCCCAUCAACACAACCCUAACUCAGUUUUCAUGUCUCCCUCAAAUGCCUAUGAACAAAACCCUAGUUCAAUUCCCGUUACCACCUCAAACAUUGAUUCGCAGUCUCACCUGCUAGAAAACCAAUACCUCAGCAACCCAAAUGUUUCCGAUAAAUAUUGCCGUUGGAAUUGA
This is a messenger RNA of Mangifera indica (mango), 1374 nucleotides long. RefSeq names its product transcription factor TCP12-like. The coding region runs from base 1 to 1374 and encodes 457 amino acids. The record is from RefSeq and is a predicted model, not a curated record. The transcript has a single exon. Gene Ontology annotation, biological process: regulation of secondary shoot formation. Gene Ontology annotation, cellular component: nucleus. NCBI's taxonomy places the organism in Eukaryota, Viridiplantae, Streptophyta, Magnoliopsida, Sapindales, Anacardiaceae. Gene Ontology annotation, molecular function: sequence-specific DNA binding; DNA-binding transcription factor activity.